This is a messenger RNA of Epithele typhae, 1080 nucleotides long. RefSeq names its product GroES-like protein. The transcript is spliced from 5 exons. Gene Ontology annotation, molecular function: oxidoreductase activity, acting on NAD(P)H. NCBI's taxonomy places the organism in Eukaryota, Fungi, Basidiomycota, Agaricomycetes, Polyporales, Epitheliaceae. The coding region runs from base 1 to 1080 and encodes 359 amino acids. The record is from RefSeq and is a predicted model, not a curated record.
AUGUCCUCCACCACCAUCCCCACCACCCAGAAGGCUCUCCUCCUCCCCUCCAAGGGCGGCGCCCUUUCCAUCGAACCCUUCCCAGUCCCCACCUUGGGCUCUGGGGAAGUGCUCGUGCGCCUCGCCGCGGCCGCGCUCAACCCUAUCGACGUCGCCAUGCAGAUGUUCGGGCUCUUCAUCGAAGUCUUCCCCGCUGUCAUCGGGUGCGACGGUGCUGGCGAGAUUGUCGCCAUCGGCGAGGGCGUCGAAGGGUUCAGCGCCGGGGACCGCGUCGCCGUCCAGGGCACUAUUGACAUGAUGAAGAAAGAGAUCCACGGGACCUACGCGCAGUACGUCGCGACGCCCGCCAAGUUCCUCAUCAAGCUCCCCGACAGCGUCUCGUUCGACGCCGGCGCCACGAUGCCGUGCACGCUCCCCACCGCCGCGCUCGUGCUCUACAACAAGGACGAAAACGUCACCGGGCCGAGGCUCGACGCGCCCUGGACCCCCGGCGGGCGCGGCAAGUACGCGGGCAAGGCCGCGGUCGUCCUCGGGGGCUCGUCCUCGGUCGGGCAAUACGCCAUCCAGUUCGCCCGCCUCUCCGGCUUCAGCCCCAUCGUCGCGACCGCCUCGCCCGCGCACGCCGCGCACCUCACCGCGCUCGGCGCGACGCACGUCCUCGACCGCGCCCUCCCCGCCGCGGACCUCGAGGCCGCCGCGCGCGCGCUCGCGCCCGCCGCGGGCUUCGCGCUCGCCUUCGACGCGGUCUCGCUCCCGGAGACGCUCCCGCUCGGGUACGCGCUCGCCGCGGACGGCGCGGACCUCGUCGUCGUCUCGCCCCCGGGCACGCUCGGGGAGGGCGAGCGCAAGACGGUCAAGGUGCACAUGGCGCGGGGCCUGUUGGCGAUCCCGACGAACGCGGCGGUCGUGGAGGAGCUGCUGGGGGCGCUGCCGGGGAUGCUUGCGGCGGGGGACGUUAAGCCGAACCCGGUUGAGGUCCUCGAGGGCGGCCUCGCUGGGGUUCCGGGCGGGCUCGAGCGCGUGAAGAUGAAGCAGGUCAGCGGGGUGAAGCUCGUCGUACACCCCCAGGCGACCGCUUGA